AAACUUCCGCAUAUCAAUGCACUGCCAAUGGGUUGUGUCCUUUGUUGUGACCUCAUGGUUUAACUGGGAAUAAAGAUGAGUAUAAGCAGUGAUGAGGUUAACUUCCUGGUAUAUAGAUACUUACAAGAGUCAGGGUUUUCCCAUUCAGCUUUUACCUUCGGUAUAGAGAGCCAUAUCAGCCAGUCUAAUAUAAACGGUGCUCUGGUGCCACCAGCUGCUUUGAUUUCCAUCAUCCAGAAAGGUCUGCAGUAUGUAGAGGCAGAAGUCAGUAUUAAUGAGGAUGGUACCUUGUUUGAUGGUAGGCCGAUAGAGUCUCUCUCACUGAUAGAUGCAGUAAUGCCUGAUGUGGUACAGACAAGACAGCAGGCCUACAGAGAUAAACUUGCACAACAGCAGGCAGCAGCUGCUGCAGCUGCGGCUGCAACUAACCAACAGGGAUCAGCGAAAAAUGGAGAAAAUACUGCAAAUGGAGAAGAGAAUGGAGCACAUACUAUAGCAAUUGUUUCCCAUAAUGCAGAUAAUCACACAGAUAUGAUGGAAGUAGAUGGAGAUGUUGAAAUCCCUCCCAACAAAGCAGUGGUGCUGCGUGGCCAUGAAUCUGAAGUAUUCAUCUGUGCCUGGAAUCCCGUUAGUGACCUUUUGGCCUCAGGAUCUGGAGAUUCGACAGCACGGAUAUGGAACCUCAGUGAAAACAGCACAAGUGGCUCUACACAGCUGGUACUUCGACACUGUAUACGAGAAGGAGGGCAAGAUGUACCAAGCAACAAAGACGUGACAUCACUGGAUUGGAACAGUGAAGGUACACUUCUAGCAACUGGGUCCUAUGAUGGGUUUGCAAGGAUAUGGACUAAAGAUGGUAAUCUUGCCAGCACCUUAGGGCAACAUAAAGGUCCUAUAUUUGCGUUAAAAUGGAACAAGAAAGGAAACUUCAUUUUAAGUGCAGGAGUGGACAAGACCACAAUUAUUUGGGAUGCCCACACUGGGGAAGCCAAGCAGCAGUUUCCUUUUCAUUCUGCACCAGCAUUAGAUGUUGACUGGCAGAGCAACAACACAUUUGCCUCUUGCAGUACAGACAUGUGUAUUCAUGUCUGUAAAUUAGGACAAGACAGGCCCAUCAAAACCUUCCAGGGUCACACAAAUGAAGUGAAUGCAAUCAAAUGGGAUCCCACUGGUAAUCUUUUGGCAUCCUGUUCUGAUGAUAUGACUCUAAAGAUCUGGAGUAUGAAACAAGACAGUUGUGUCCAUGAUUUACAAGCACACAACAAAGAAAUUUAUACUAUCAAAUGGAGUCCUACAGGACCAGGAACAAAUAAUCCAAAUGCCAAUCUUAUGUUAGCAAGUGCAUCCUUUGAUUCUACUGUUAGGUUAUGGGAUGUAGACAGAGGAAUUUGUAUUCAUACUCUGACAAAACAUCAAGAACCUGUGUACAGUGUAGCUUUCAGUCCUGAUGGCAGGUACCUGGCCAGCGGCUCCUUUGAUAAAUGCGUACACAUCUGGAAUACGCAGACAGGUGCCCUAGUUCACAGUUAUCGGGGAACAGGAGGAAUUUUUGAGGUUUGCUGGAAUGCAGCAGGAGACAAAGUUGGAGCAAGUGCUUCAGAUGGUUCAGUUUGUGUAUUAGACCUACGGAAAUAGCGCUACUAGUUGGAAGCCAUGGACCGACUAUGAAUGUGUACAUAGCCAAAAUGACUGUCCCUGACCCAUGUACUGCUAUAGUCCCAAUUGAACCAUGGCCAGUCCACUACAGCCAAACCUAAAAGAAAUAUAUACAUAUACUGUAUAUAAAAAAAAAAAAAAAAAAAAAAAACACCCUGAAGAGGAUGACAGAGUUUUGUCACAGCUUGUGAAUCCUGUUCACCAAGUGCUGGAAUCUGCUGUGCCCCAAAAUAACAUUUAAAGGUUUUGGAUAUGAAAAACAGAAGAGAGAGCGAGAGAGAGAGAAAUAUACCAUAUACGAGAGCAGACCCAUAUACAUACCAAAUUCAGAAGAUACUAAUGGCAGCCUUCAUUACCCCUUCCCCCCUUUAAAUCCAUUAUGACAAUGGAUUGUGGGGUUUUUUCCCCUUCUCAGUAGUCGAGCAGUUUGUGUGUACAGAGAAAAUGGACUUAAAGAAAUCUGCAGCAGUAGUUUUUUCUUUGCUUUUAAACAUUGGGUUUUCUGUUUUGUUUUGGUUAAGUUUACGAUGCAUGAAGUAAUGGAGUGAAUUAGUUUCUUGUUUAUAUUCUUUUUCACCUUGGGAAAAAAAAACUUUUCUUUGAAAGAUAUUUUAAAGCAUUCUUUGAAGAGGUAGAUUGAACCUGGUAAUGUUUGGUACAUUCUGUGGCUCCCAGAGCAAAAUUUUGAGAACAGAAGGAGGGUGGAAAAGGGAUUAUGGAGAGAGAAGAAAAAUCCAUCUUAGAGGCGUGAUGUUGCACAUCCUGCUAAUCUACGAAGUAUGUCAGUAAUGGGUAUAAUGCUAUGUUUUUUUUCUGGUGACAUGGCUGAAAUGUAGUAGUUUCUUAUUUGGGACAUAAUUCUGCCAAACUGAAGAGUAGAAGGGCACAAAGAUACAGAAAAGAAAAUACAGGGAUGCAAAAAAAAAAAAAAAAAGAAUAAAAAAGAAAAGAAUGCAUCUUCUGUUGUUUUGAGACCAUAGCUAAAUUAUGGUUAAAUUGUGCACUAUUGUGAAAAGGAGCAAAAUAUAGCUGGGAGGGGGAGGUUAUUUUUUUUGUUUUUUUUUGUUUUUUUUUGUUUUUUUAAGAGGUUUAAGAUCUUUCUGGACAAGGGUUCAUGCCACAGCUUCUCUGAGAGUUUCCCAUCAUUAUUUGUAGGAGCUUAGAUGUGUAAUUGUAACCAAACUCCAGUAUUAAGUAUCUCAUGUAAUUUUUCUUUAUUAAAAAAAAUCUUUGGCAUAUAUUUGAUAACACUGCCAUUAAGAGGCAAAAUGUUUACUACCUUAGAUUUUCAAAAAAUCUUAAACAGAGGACUUGCUUCAAGUUUAUUUUAAUAGCAGUGAUUCAGCUUAUUUAAAAGAUGAAUACUUGCACUAAUUCCCCUGCUGCUCCAGUCCUGCAGUUUAUUGUAUCUUGUGACUACAUUUUUUUCCAAAUAUAGGGUAGAUGUAAGCUGCUAUUUUUUUAAUAAUCACUACUAUAUAGUGUCUUUUACUCUGUUUACAAUAUCAAGUAUUUUUCUUACAAUAACAGAUGUAUAUGGCAAACCUUUUUCUGCUCAUGUGAUUAAAAGUAUACUGAUAGUGAUUUUAUUUGUAAAUGAUAGCAUGAGGUUGUGUUUACGCGUAUAUGUAGUUGAAAAGGUUGCAUCAUGUCUUGCAUAAGAUUCCAAGAGUGUAAAUUUAUAAAAAGAGAGGUUGUCAAAUUUAUGUCACAGGCAUUUUACUUAAGGAAUGGUUUAUAUUAUAGAGCUUGGCAAAGUUAUCAGUUUUAUAACACUAUUUCAAUCACAAAUAAUUUUGUGGCUUAUGAUUACUAGUCUCUAACAUUUUUUUCUGUUUUUAUCCCCCCCCCCCCCCCCCCCCCCGAAGUUAGAUAUAAAUUGAUUUAAUCGAGAUAACGCAGCUUUGACAUUUUAACAACUGUUCUUUAGGCAUUGAUUUCUGCUAUUUCCAUGGAAUAAACACGGCUUGAAGCAAGUCUGAGUUUGGCUAAGGUAGGGUAGCAAUUUGCCGGUGGUAAAGAGAAGUCAGAUAUGUUCUUUAUAUAUACCCCAGCUGUUAUUAGUGAGGAAUAUAAUACUAUGAUACACAGCAUUUAAAGACAACAAAAAGUCAUAUCCAUAAAGGCAGUCAUCUAUGAUGGUUCAGUGCCAGCUGUUUUUAAGAUUUUGGAACACAUUACAAAUGUUUAAAGCAAUUACCCUGUGAGUUACAGUAUGUAGGAAACCUAAUAUAUUGAGUGUCUGGCACUUGAAAUAUUGCUUUUAUUGCUGGAGGUCCAUGACUGUGGCUGACCUCUGUCAUUAAUAAAAAAAAAAUAAAAAUAAAAAUAAAAAUUCUGUGCAAUAAUUUUAAACUGUGCUCCCAGGAAUAGACACAAAUGUUUUGAGUAUGUUUAAGCUGCAUUUUUCGUUGAGCAAUGCAUUUGUCAAUUGCACUGAAUUUAAAUCUGAAAGUCAGAAGUGAUUCUUGAAAGUACUUUUGUAUUUUAAUAUGAACAGUUUAUUCAUUUUCAUAAAAGUUGUUGGAUGAUUCUUUCAGCCAGUCUAAAGAAUUGUGGUGGAAUUCUGUGACAUAGCUGCAAAACCUCACAGCCAUGUUUUUAGGGUAUUGCCAUUUUCCUCUUUCUCAAUCAUCAGCUGUUUUGGUUGUAAUUCUAGUUGCUUGAGCAUAGUAUCACAUAUUCAUAAAUAGGUAAUACAGAGCUUCAGUAUCACAGGUCCAGGGUUUUCAGGUGCUUGACGCGUAGUCCAGGAAUGUCAGAUCUAUUGACUUGAAUGCUCUGGACACACAGGCUAAGACCUCCAAACCUGGUGUUAAAAUCAGCAGUGCCCCACUGUAGUGGAAUUACGCCAGUUUCCACUAGCAAAGGAUCUGGCCAAUAGAUAUUUUAUUGUUGUCCUUUACUAGCAUGCCACAGUGCUGCUCCUGCUCACACCUCUUCUUGCCUCUUGUUUUAUACACUGUUAAAUGCAUGCAUGCAAGGUGUGCUAGGUUCUGUGAUUAUGUGAAGCAAAAAAAAAAAAAAAAAGAAAAAAAAAAGAGAGAACCAUGACAUUAAUUAUUAUAUUGUAUAGCACAAAAGACCUCGUAUUCAAUAGUGAGGUACAUUAUCCAAAUUGUUCCUUUAAAUUGAAUAUGCCAAAUGUCAGUAAGACCCUAAUUUUGUAUAAAUGUAUGCACAUACUUAGUUUUACAUACUGGUUAAUUAUAUUGCGCCUGUUUCCUAACUGUAAAGGCAAACAUGUGCAUAAGCCUUUGCGCACACUAAAGUAGCUAUUUUUUCCAGUUCAACAAGUUAAUGGGCAAACAGAGGAUAAAAGGAAGGGGAAAAACUGGGCUCAGUGAUGGGGUAAGAAAUGAACUGCUCUAGAGUUUGCUUUCUAUGCAUCAGUUUUGGAAUCCUGUUUCUCAUUUCUGCAUAAUUAGGUCCAGGUUUCUGUAGAGUUUCUCUUUUCCUAUUUUUACUUUUACUUUUUUUCUGCAUUUUUAAAUCGAUGUAAAGAUUCCCAACCAGUGGACUUUUUAGUGUAGUUAAGAGAAUAUCUAGGUCCUCAUAAAAGCUUUUUUAGACUCUUUGUAAUGUUGAUAAACUCAGUUUAUUCUGGGACUACAAUUGUGCAGGGUUACUUAGUGUGUCUACGAGACGAUUGGAAAUCUUAUAUGAAACACUAAAAGUGCCUCUUUUUCUGGGUUGGGUGGAGGGAGGUAAUAGUUACCAGAGUCAGAAUGACAUGGCAUUUAGAAGCAUGUUUCUUGAUUUCAUGACACUUUAACGCAUCUUGAGAGAAAGGCCAAAGAUUUCUACCAAUUUUAAUUAAUUGUCAUUGAAAAAGCACUCCUUUUUCCUUACACUGCUUACCUCAUGCUAGGGUAUUUAGUGGGACAAUGUACCUUUAAAACGUUGUUUGUGUUUAGGAAGAACAGUAGAGGGAAUAGGGUUGCUGUGCCCGUUUGCCUACCGAGCAGUCUUAGCAGCUGACGCAUUUAAUUCUGCUGAAUGAAGGAAUUUCAUUAAAAUUGCAAACUGGGUUUUUCAGCUUGUAAAUAAAAGGUUGUAUGUUUUUGUCUGUUUAGCAAAGAGAAGCCUUGGGACCCAAUUUUCCAAUCUUUACUUAAUCAGAAAUCCCAUUUUCUUUCACUUGGUGAGAAAACUUUGCCAGAGUAACCAUUGGAGGAUUUGGGUCUGUGUAAUACCGUACUGCAUGCCACGGAGGUGUAAUGAGCCACCUCUCACCUGAGGAAGAAACCUCCUGUUGACUUGAGGAGGAAUUGUGCCAGAGCAGGGCCUGCCGGGUUUAGCCCAGUGUUCCUUUUUCAUUGACGAGCGUUGUAUCUUCGACCUUCAGAAAGUCCCGCGGGGCCUUUCCCCGGUGGGAUCGCUUUCACACUCUCCAGAAGUCUGAAGAAAGCAGAAGCAACAUUGUGGCAUGUUAGAAGCAAAUAUGGCUUCGGGAGACAGCAGUAAAUCUCCAUCGAGAUCCCUGACAUUUUCCUGAGGGAGGGAGCCAUGGAGCAGCCUUCACUCCUCCCUCUUAGAGCAAGCUCUGAAAUUCGGUGAAAGUGUGACUGUCUUCGCUGUCAGUCCGAUCGAAGGCAGACAAAACAACAGGAAGAUCUGCCAUUUCUUACAAAUUGCAGAUUUAGUGUUAAUAGUGCUUCAGAUCAGUAGUUUUGAGUACACGAUUCUCUUUCUCUGCCUUUAAGUUUGAAGCGUGACACAAACUGAAGGCACGUUUUGUUUUGUUUUCUUUCUUAAAUAAUCAUUCAUUCUUACUUCAUAAUGUUUUUUGACAUUUGUGGGUAAAUUCAGGAAAACAGUCUGCAUGUUGUUGCUAGUCCAGUGUACUUUGCAAUCUUGUCCUCAACCGACUGCAGUGUGCAGAUGAGUAAUUCUAGAAUACAGAAGUAAUUUUUUUCUCUCUCUCCUGACAUUGACAUUGUAGUUGUAAUGGUUUCAUUUGGAGUUACAAAUCCUUUGGGUCUAAUUCUGUGAGCCUACCUAUAGCACUGGAUUAAAAUGUCUGCAUCAUUUCUUCAGUUAUCCAGUUAAAUUACAACUGUUGUAAAAGUGUAAACCAGCCCAUGACAGUUUUUUGUACUUGUUUAAAGGACUUUUAUUGUUCAGUUUUCAUGAUUAUUGUCUGAAGAAGACUGAUAUAGAUGUUCUAUACUGUCCUGGACCAUGUUAAUUACACUUUAUGAUGUAUUUUGGUUCUACAUCACAAUGAUUUGUCCCCAAGGCCCUUAUAUCCCUUCUAGGCACAUUUUCUGUUGCAGUUUCCCUUUGCAUUGUAUUGCUUUGACAACUGUAAUUUGAAUCAGAUCUGAAAGAGGUCCAGAAUAAAAUAUAUUUUGAUAUUA
Molecule: messenger RNA, 7019 nt
Organism: Struthio camelus australis
Lineage: Eukaryota; Metazoa; Chordata; Aves; Struthioniformes; Struthionidae
Source: RefSeq, a predicted model, not a curated record